GGCGAUCCUAGAUGCAUAACUCGCUAGCCUAACGGUGAUGUUUCUGGAUUAUCCGUUUAACAUAGCUGGCGAACUGGCUUUUGGUGGUACAGAAAAGUUCUCUUACUUUUCAUCAAUAUAGCUUUUAUUAAAAUACGAUGUCGUAUGAAUUAUUUCAGACGCAAACAAUGUCGAUAAUGACACUGUUAACCGAAACGGCACAUACUGAAAUCUCCAAGCUGGUUAGUUGUCAGUCUGUAGUACUCAACUCUGAAAGUUACGAUCUUGAUAGAGGUCCAGUGUCUGAGCACAAGUUGACACAACUUACUGCCAUCAUGGAACUCCUUGCAAAGGAGGCGGUGAGGAAAAUCUGCCGCAUAUUUAAGUUCUGCUGUUCAGUGAAGCAUUACAAGUCAGUGGAGUUGAAGACUGGUUCUGAAGAAGAUCAGAGUGUGCUGUUGGUACAAGACCCAGUCAGAGUCGCUAGUCACUCAGAAGAUGCCCCAGCAGGCAGGACUGGAACCCCUGUGCUGAAAGAGCUGGUGGAUCUCGCAUUGGAAGCAGCUCCUCCACAGCAGUGUGACAUCCAAGACGACCAGUGUCCUGGCAGCCAGGAGGUCAACUCUCUCACAACUGUUGCUUCUUUGGAGGGGAAAGGAGAUGGAAACCAAGUCCAGACCAGCUUGGUAACAGAAGACACAUGCGCUACAACUCAUGAUGAGAAUACAGUAAAUGUACCAGCUGAGCAAACCAGCACCCAGUCAAAACCACCAACGGAAAUGGCAUCAUUUAAAUGUAAUGAUUGUGAGAGGACUUUUACAAAGAUGCAUUACUUAGCACAGCACAAGCAAAGACACUCAAAAACAGCCCCUCAUACCUGUGACAAAUGCGGAAAAAAAUUUAGAUUCCUCAGAGCCCUGAACAAGCACCUCUCGUCCCACGACAAGAAAAAGAGGGAGGCGCAUCCCUGCAGAACAUGUGGGAAGAGCUUUGUGGACCUGGAGACGCACGAGCUCAUCCACCUGAAAGUGAAGCCGCACGUCUGUGGCGUGUGCGGGAAGGGGUUCACGCUGGAGUGCACUCUGCAGGCGCACAUGCGGCUGCACACGGGCGAGAAGCCGUACAAGUGCGAGACGUGCGGCAGACGCUUCACGCAAUCGAGCACGCUCAACAUCCACCGGCGGGUGCACUCAGACGAGAAGCCAUGGAAGUGCGCCCUGUGCGAGAAGCGGUUCAAGGGCCGGCCCAACCUGCAGAAGCACCAGAUCGUUCACACCGGGGAGAAGCCACACGUCUGUGAGACCUGCGGCCAGAGGUUCGGCCACAGGACCAACCUAAAGAGGCACAUGCUCAAUCACCUCGGAGUGAAGCCUUAUGUAUGCCAGGUCUGUGGCAAGAGCUACAGCCAGAUGGCCUCUCUGAAGGAACACAUGCCCAUGCAUGGGACGGCAAAACCCUUCAUGUGUGAGGUGUGUGGGAAGACCUUUGUGUACAACUAUGCCCUGAGGAACCACAUGCUGACGCACGUCGGGGUCAGAGAGACGCCUGGAGCCGAGAAAAACCCUCAGCGCUGCGACAUCUGCGGCAAGUGCUACAGCUCGACGUACGCCCUGAAGACUCACCAGAGGCUUCACUCUGAGCGCGACCCCUUUGGCUGCAAGGUGUGUGGGAAGAUCUUCAACAGCACAUCUGGCCUUUACGCUCACGAGCAGCGCCAUUCGGGCCUGACCGCGUACCGGUGCGACGUGUGCGAGAAGACCUUCGUGAACAAAGCUUACCUCAAAGUGCACGCUUUCCUGCACACCAAGGAGAAAGUGCACAAAUGCCUGCUGUGCGGGAAAGGCUUCAGCCUGCCCAACGGGCUCAAGCUGCACAUGCUCAUUCACACAGGCGAGAAACCGCACAAGUGUGAAACAUGCGCCAUGGCCUUUCGCACGGUGGGCAACCUGCGACGGCACAAGCGUGUGCACACUGGGGAGAAGCCGUUCAGCUGCGAAGUUUGCGGGAAGUGCUUCAGCCAGCCCAACAACGUGAAGGCACACAUGCAGAUCCACACUGGAAUUAAACCGUACAGCUGUCAGAAAUGCGGGAAGAAGUACGCUUAUCUUAGGAACUACAACGAUCACAAAUGUGUGCCUCCCACUCGACAAAUGUCGCUUGUAGAGUCUCAGGUGUUCUCCAUUUUGGAGAUACUUGUUCAGGCCACAAUACAAAAUAUUUCCACAGUUAUGGAGGAAUCACUGUUAUCGAAGUUUAAAGCAAACGAUCUGGCAGCAUCGGUGGCGUUUAAGGAUCAGCUGAAAUGUGUCCUAGAAAAGCAGGUAAAGGAAGCAGUAGAGAAGAUUUGCAGGCUCUUCAGUGAAACCUCUACACGUUUACACCUGCAGUUGACUGAAACUCAGGCUGCACAGGAUAACCUGAAGAGGAAAUGGAAGAAAGUGGUGAAAAGGAAGAAAGCUCUACCAGCAGGGAAAGGAGGAAUUAAUCAAAUUCCCACUGCUCUUCCAAGCCAUAGCAUGACUGAUACUCAUCCACCCACCAAAGUUCCUGAGGAGAGAAUUUCUUCUGUCUCUCAAGGCUGGACAGAAGAGGGGAGCAUGGUUACUCAGACAUCUGGGUCUCUGGCUUCUUCAGCCACAGCAAUACAGCAGUUUCCUAAAAUGGACACAAAAGAAGAGAGGUCAGAACAGUGCUCGGGGAAUGCUGGCAACGAUCCAAAGCCCAAGAUUAACGAUGAAGAUGAAAAUAUCUGUGGUGAGAAACGGGCUGAUGUUCCAUCUAAAAUGGUUUGGAAGGAAAGAAAAGAAAAUGCAACUUUAAGUAAUAAAAGACGGUCAGAGGGCAGAAAGACACGGGAGAGCUACUGGAACAGAAAAUUCAGCUGUAAGAACUGCAAAAGGACCUUCGGCAAGCUGAUCCACCUUAAAGCACACCAGGCUCUCCAUGGAGCUGUGGAGAACCCAUUUAAAUGUUCGCAGUAUGGCAAGCGCUUCAUGAAAAAUCACAGAUUAGCUAAUGAUCAGAAAUUUCACACUGGACCUUAUAUCUGCUGUCAGUGUGGCGAGGCAUUUGUUCAUCAGCUGCUGUUGCGCAGUCAUGAAAGGCUCCGUCAUAGGAAAACACGAUUCGACUGUAAACCUUGCGGAAGGCGUUACUGCCAAGCUCGCUCUCUGCGAAGACGUUUGGCGACAAGCUCGGUGGAGAAGCAGCACAGCUGUGACAUGUGUGGGAAGAGCUUUGCCUGCCUUUCCAAUCUGUCCCGCCACCAGCUCAUCCACACGGGGGAGAAACCCUUCACCUGCCUGACAUGUGGGAGAAGCUUCAACCAGCUGACCACGCUGAAGUCGCAUGAACGCAUCCACACAGGCGAGAGGCCGUUCAUCUGUGACUCGUGCGGUAAAGGCUUCAGCCAGGCCAACGGGCUGAGGUUGCAUGGCGGCUGGCGCGGGGGUCAGCGUGGCUUCAGCUGCAUCGCGUGCGGGCUGGUGGUGCCGUGUGCCGAUGCUAUUAGGGCCCAUCACCGGACCCAUGUGGGCGACAUGUCCGUCUCGUGCCGCGUCUGCGGUGAGGGCGUCGGCUCCCUCAGCAGCCUGCAAGCGCACCAGAGUCGCCAUGGUGACGGCAGCGACAGCAGGACUCACGGCUGCCGCGUCUGCGGGAAGUCCUUCCGAAGCGCUGGCAGUCUGAAAAUUCACGUGAGGACUCACACCGGGGAGAGGCCCUACAGCUGCCCGGUGUGCAGUAGGAAGUUCACGCAGCAAAACAGCCUCAAGUCUCACCAGCUGUCCCAUACUGGGGAGAGGCCUUUUGGUUGUGAGGUGUGUGGCAAGGCCUUCUCCUCUGCGGGCAAUCUUCGCAGACAUGAGCGUGUGCACACUGGGCAGAAGCCUCACUGCUGCACUAUUUGCCAGCGCAGUUUUACACAGCUUAACACACUCAAAGCUCACAUGUAUGUUCACACAGGAGAGAAACAAUACACUUGUGACAAGUGUGGGAGGAGCUUUGGUUAUCAGAGAAACCUGAAAAGCCAUAAAUGUGCAUAUAACCAGUAAAUUAAGGAAAGUAUGGUUAAGAGAUAUUGCCUUAUCUUGCUCACUGUGGGCGAUACAUGCAUCACUCUUUAAACUGAGUGUAAUAAUUUUCUUUCUGCAAGUUCAGUCUUUCAUGUCUUUUUUAAACUACAUCUUUUGAGUUACUUGAGAUGAUGUAUUUUACUUGUCUAUCACAAGUUCAAACAGUGUGUGAAACUGAAGUUCAUUUAAAUGUGCCUUUAAAGAUGGAGAGAUGGUGUGGCUGACCUUGCAGAGUUUUGUGGAAAAAAAUGUAGAGUGCAAGAAAGUGCUCAUACGGUGUAGUAAAAAGGUUAUGAAUGCACAGCGCAUGUCAGGAAUCUUCAGUCGUGAUGUUGCAUAUGCACAUUCUCCCUUUAAAUAUUGGUUGUAGCUUAAAAAAAGACUCAUGUCCUUUUGUUGAAUAUGAGGGAUAGUAUGAGUGAGUGUAUGAAAUGUUGAAGAAGAAAAAAAUCCUUUUUGUUGAACAGCUCAAGAAAGUAAAUGCUUUUGUAAAACUAAUUGAGUGUUAUCUAAGUGUUUUCUAAGAGUAUGAACACAGUGGAGUUGUUCAUUCCAACUAAAACAAAUUAUAAUAUGUAUUAAUGGCAUUUUUUAAAACUGGCAGUUUGCCCAAAUACCAUUGAUGGAGUACUUUGAAAAAAGUUUGUGUGUGUGUGUUCAUGUUCAUGCUUGCGUGCAGGCAUGUCUGUAUCAGGUAUGUGCGUAGUUAUGACCUGAUCUGAGAGGAAGAUGUAACCACUGAUUAUGCACACCAGUCUCCAACUUCCUGCAGUAAAUGUAUUGGUAGUAGCUGAAAAUAUGCAUAAAAAUAAUUUUCAAAUUAAAGGUUUU
Messenger RNA from Electrophorus electricus (electric eel), 4883 nucleotides. Lineage: Eukaryota; Metazoa; Chordata; Actinopteri; Gymnotiformes; Gymnotidae. The record is from RefSeq and is a predicted model, not a curated record.